Molecule: messenger RNA, 2019 nt
Organism: Cololabis saira (Pacific saury)
Lineage: Eukaryota; Metazoa; Chordata; Actinopteri; Beloniformes; Belonidae
Gene: neil3
Product: nei-like DNA glycosylase 3
Exons: 10
Coding region: 106-1839 (577 amino acids)
Biological process (GO): base-excision repair
Cellular component (GO): nucleus
Molecular function (GO): damaged DNA binding; DNA-(apurinic or apyrimidinic site) endonuclease activity; DNA N-glycosylase activity
Source: RefSeq, a predicted model, not a curated record
AUGUUGUGGGCGGGAAGUUAAACUGUAAACGCAGAGAAAAGGUCAUUAUACACAUGUAUAGUUUUAUUAUUUUUCACGGCAACUGCCUGUAAACUGCACUUCAAGAUGGUCGAGGGUCCAGGUUGCACUUUAAACGGAGAGAAAAUCCGCUCCAAAGUGAAAACAGGGCAGAGAGUGAAGGAGGUCAGAGGGAGUCUGGUGAAAGGCACCACUGGGUCAAAUCCCUUCUGCAGGUUCCAGGGCUGUGAGUUCACCGGUGUUGAGACUCUCGGCAAGGAGCUUUUCAUGUACUUUGGUCCAAGAACUCUGAGAGUCCACUUCGGGAUGAAUGGAUCGAUGCGUAUAAAUCCUGCCGAGAGGACGGUUAGGACGGGCUCCCCACCGGUGCUGGAAAUACACCUCAGCAACGACACCGUGUGCUUCUCUGACAGCACCGUGGAAAUCAGGUUGACAGCAGACUGCCAGCAGAGGGUCCGGGCCCUGCAGAGCCUGGACGUUUGCUCCUCCAAGUUCAGCUUCCCUCGCUCCGAGGAGGCCGUGAGGAGCCAGAGCAACAGGAUGCUCUGCGACGUUCUGCUCGACCAGGCCGUCAUGCCGGGAGUCGGGAACAUCAUUAAAAACGAAGCCCUCUUUGACUCGGGCCUCCACCCGGCCGUGAAGGUCCAGCAGCUGACAGUCCAGCAGAUCCGCCACUUGGUGAAGAUGACUCGAGAUUUCACUCUUCUGUUUUACAAGUGUCGCAGAUCUGGCUCUCCUCUCUACAAACAUUACAAAGUCUACAAGCGUCCCCAGUGUGGCCAGUGCUCUCAUGUCAUCACGGUCUGUCGUCUUGGAGACGGUGGCAGAAUGACUUACUUCUGUGAGCACUGUCAGAGAGCAGAUCCCAGCGGACUUGACAUCAGUAAGCUCCCACUUAGAAACAGCCUGAUCGGUUGGGUUUAUAAUGAGAGAAGCGGCGAUGAUGCGUCUAAGGAGGACGAGGACUGGGCUUGUCAGCUCUGCACGCUCAUCAACCCGCCUGCAGCCGACGCCUGCGACGCCUGCCUCACUCCAAGACCUGAGGUCAACAAAGACAACAUUAGCACUGAAGCAUCGCCCUUCACUGCCGAUUUAAUUAAAUACCCCUGCAUCGCCUUCAAGAAACCGCAAGAGGAGCUCAAAAUCAACUGGAGGUCUGCGUUCGGGACUUCCACCCUUGUUUUCUCCGACACGAGCAAGAAGCCGAAGCCCGUAAACUCCCCACUCGGCCCGUCGUCCGCCGGUCAUUUGAAUUCCUCGGCGUCGGAACGAGGUUUGUAUAAAAACAGCCCCUGCCAAGGGACAACAAGCCCCAAUUAUGCCUCUGGUGGCUGGCAGGAGCAAAGUGGCGAGCUCUCCAGCGGGGAAUCGCUGGCCUCCUACAGUCACCCAUCCAAGAAAAUGAGAAUUGAUCACGGCCCCUUUCCCAGUAACAAUGCUCAGAAUGGAGCCCCGAACUCAGGUAAAAUAGAGGCCAGAACUCCCACGGCCUCCGUUACUUCCAGUCCCAGCGGCCCCCGUUGUCCAUCCCAUAAUCGUCCAGCCGUCCUCAGAGUCGUCCACAAGGACGGGGGGAAUAAAGGACGGCAGUUCUACUCCUGCUCCCUGCCCAGGGAAACCAAGUGCAACUUUUUUGAGUGGGCAGAUAUGCACUUCCCUUUUUGUCACCAUGGGAAACGCUGUUUAAUGAGGACGGUUCUGAAGCUGGGACCAAACAACGGCCGCAACUUCUACACCUGCAGCUUCCAGAAGGGUAAACAGUGUGACUUCUUCCAGUGGACGGAGAACGGACCUGGGGUUUCCAUCCUCCCCGGCUGCUAACGCGUCCGCCGCUUUUACCGCACAUUACUUCAAAAUGAAAUCUGCAGUUCUCUAUGUGUUUAUUCAGAUAUUCAUGUUAAUGCUCCUCCCAGCUUCAUUCAUGCAAACCUGGGAUGGUAUUAAGAGGGUUCUGGGGAUGGACUCAUAUUUGCUAGUUUUGCACUGCAAAAACUCAAAAUC